AUGUCCCGGUUACCACAAAUAUCCACCCCUGGACGCCUUGGUACCCCUUCCACCCCUGGUGGCGGUACAGGUAUCCCCACUCCUUCCCAUCGCCGCCCCCGUUCCUCGCUCGGUCCUCAGGCAACUCCUCUACAAUUCACAGACGACAUGGAUGCGGCGCUACAAGAAGCUCUUCGAAAUCGACCGCCUUCAUCUCUCAAAGGCAAGUAUGGUCAUCACGAUGAUCCUGAUACUCCCACUCAAUCAGGAUUCCUUCAUCCCGGUAACGCCGGAAUGCCCGCCCCUAGAACUCCUGGUGUAAAACCAAAGGUCUCCUCCUCCCUGGGUCUUGGACAUGCUCCGACGACGCCAGGAGCUUCCAGAUCGGUCUCAAGACCUUCAAUCUCUAGUAGAUCAUCUCUUUCAGCCUCCACAGCGGGAAGUCAUUUCAUCACUCCCCGUCGACCCUCCAUGGCUAGCUCCACUACUUCCGCCACACCCCAUGCCAGAAGACCAGAAUCCAGAGCCAGCAAUGCGUUUGACUCUAUCAGAUUCGCACCGGUCAUCGGAGAUAGAGUCAGAAUGAGCGGUGUCGGUAUGGAAGGGACUUUGAGAUUCCUAGGACCGACACAGUUCAAGGAAGGCGUUUGGGCAGGUGUCGAGUUGGAAGGUGGUUUCGCGGGGAAAGGGAAAAACGAUGGUAGUGUCAACGGUGUCGAAUACUUUCAAUGUUCGCCUAAUUGUGGAAUGUUUGUACUCGCUUCCAAACUCGCCCCUCCCACGUCAGGACCAUCCCGUCCAGCGUCCGUUGCCUCUUCUCAUCACUCCAUGGUGUCCUCCACAGCUUACUCCUUGAAUGGAAGGGCGACCCCCUCUGGUCGCAAUUCCGCUUUGGGUCAGAGGCCCGCCACAACUACCCCAGGACGAGCCACACGUUCAGUCUCGCGUCCUUUCAAAACCAUGACGGUGGAGGAAGAAAUGCCUCAACGCACAUUGCUAGGCAACAGUACCUCUUCUAAUCUGCUGAACGGAAAGAUUACCGCCGGGUCCAGAGCGGCCAAGUAUGUGGGUAUGACAGCGAAACAACUUGAUUCUGCCCGUGCUGGUACUCUAUCCGCCUCUGUCCGAGGCUUAACCGCGAGUAAUGUCACCCCUAAAGCUUCUCGAGUAUCUGGUGUGGGUGUCACUCCUGCUAGAGCAGGGAGACAAAGCCUGGGAGGAGCGAACAUGGCCACGCCCAAGGCUAGAGUACCACGGGGAAGUACGAUCGGAGAGAUGAUGCCUCCUCCUCCUUCCCCUAGCAACAUCACUCGAGUCGUUCAAGCCCAUCAGGUUCAGCUAGAGGAAGAAAUCAAGGAGUUGCGGCGACGCAAUGCGGAGCUGGAAGAGGAGUUGAGGACAUUCAGCGGAUCGGCCGAUGAGCAAGUGGCCGAGUUGCGAGACGCAAAGGAGCAAGCUAAGGAGGAGGCUUUGUUGGCGAAAGAAGAAGCGGAUCGAGUGAGGGAAGAAGCAAUGUCACUCAAGGCUGAACUUGCGGCUGCUCAGGCCGAGGGAGGCUCAAGUGCUGGUGUGGCGGAGGAACUGCGAGCUGCCCAAGUGACGAUGCAAGAGGACCUAAUGGCGAAAGAAAAGGAGUUGAGGGAGAUGAUCAAGGAGAUCAAAUUGGUGGAGGAAAGAGCGGCUAGUGAGCUGGAAGCGGGUAUGGAGGCCAAGAGGAUGGAGAUCAAUCGUGUACAGGAGAGAGCCGAAGCGGCAGAGAGAGAAGGAGAGAGUAUGAGGGCGUUGAUCGAAGAAUUGACAACAGCCGGGCAGGCCGCAAUAUCUCUAUAUGAACAAAAAGUAUCCGACGCAGAGGAGAAAAACUUCGAGCUCGAAGCACAAAUUCGUCAACUAGAAGAACGUCUCCUCAAAGCGAGAGAGGAGCGAGACCGGGCUCUUCUUCCCCCUUCCCCGUCAGCAUUAGCCAAACAAGCCGCCACAGCGGCAGAGAUUGAUAACGAGACGUUGAAUGCCCAGGUGAAACAUCUCCAGAAUCGUCUGCAUAAUCUGGAGGGAGAACUGGAAGACGCUCGAGUUCAAGCGGAAACAGAUGCGGACAACUGGAGAGCUAAACUUGCCAAAGCGAAAGAAGGAGAAAAGGCGGUGUUUGAACAGUUACAGGUACAGAAGGGAGAAGUGACGAGAUUGAACAAGGAAGCGGCGGUGACGAAGUCGAGGAUGGGAGAAUUGGAAGGUGCUUUGAAAGAAAAUCAGGUGGCUUUGGAAGUUUUGAGGGCGGAGGUGGAGACUUUACGUGGGGAUGCUACGGAAGCGGCAUCCUUGCGCGAAGCCCUACAAGACGCCGCCCAGACCGAAAAACAACUUGUUUCUCGCACUUCUGAGCUUUCUGCUCUUCAAGAUAAACUCUCUUCAUUGGAAGCAGCCCGAGAGGAUGUUCUGACAUUGCAUCAGCAAACUGUUGCUAUUCUGGAAGACAAGAUCUCUACCCUCGAGAGGGAUCUAUCAGCGAUCAAGGAGAACGGUCUUCCUGUGGAUUCUCGAGACGGCACGAGGAAAGGAAGAUUAUCCAAUGGAUCAACUGAGGAAAGUAAAAGAAUAGUCGGGUUCCAGCAUAUAAUACAGGAUUUAUCUACGGAGAAUGCGGAUCUGAAAGAUAAACUUCAGAGUUUGGCGGAGGAGGUCGGGAUGCUCAAGGAGGAGAUCAAAUUACUUGAAGAAACUCAAGAAUCACCUCAAGGAGGCAAAGAACUUACAGACACCAAAGCCAUUGUCUUAGCUCAUGCGCAGACCAUCAAAGACCUUCAUCGUGAAGUCUCCGAACUUGAAUCUCUCAUCGAAUCAAAGAUUUAUCGAGAAGAUGAACUUGAAACCCGACUCAUCGAACUCGAACGAGAAGCUGAGCAAUGGCGUCACAAAGCUCCUCAAACACCUCCUGUUCCCACUCCACAUCAUCCCACAUCACCUAUAAUCCACACUUCUCAAGCUGCGGAUAUUCCCGCUUCAAGCUCGGGCAUGUCGUAUAUGACUCAUAGGACCUCUGUAUCGGAUUUCAGUUCAGAAGGAGGGGAAAGAUGUGAAUUAUGUGAAGGACCACAUGAGUUGGAUGCUUGUCCUGUAUUUCAAGGUAAUCUAUCAGCGGGAGGGGGAAGUCCGAAGAGGAAAACAAAGUUUUGUGCGGAUUGUGAGAGUACGGAACAUGACACGGCGGAAUGUCCAUUAUCAGAAGACGUAUUUUGA
Molecule: messenger RNA, 3216 nt
Organism: Tremella mesenterica DSM 1558
Lineage: Eukaryota; Fungi; Basidiomycota; Tremellomycetes; Tremellales; Tremellaceae
Exons: 8
Coding region: 1-3216 (1071 amino acids)
Source: RefSeq, a predicted model, not a curated record